Molecule: messenger RNA, 996 nt
Organism: Peniophora sp. CBMAI 1063
Lineage: Eukaryota; Fungi; Basidiomycota; Agaricomycetes; Russulales; Peniophoraceae
Source: the annotation of a GenBank genome assembly
AUGUCAACCCACACAGCCCGUGACAGCCUCACUCUCGCCCUCCCGGACGGCCGCACCAUAGGCUACGCCGAAUACGGGCUCCCAACGGGCUACCCGAUCCUCUAUUUCCACGGCUUCCCCGCCUCCCGCCUCGAAGCGCGCGGCACAUCCGCCCUCGCGCGCCGGAAAGGCCUGCGCAUCAUCGCGCUCGACCGGCCAGGAUUCGGACUGUCGACGUUCCAGCCUGGACGGCGCAUCGUCGACUGGCCGGUAGAUGUUCGAGAGUGCGCCGGCCAGCUGGGUUUGCGGCGCUUCGCGGUGCUGGGUGUAUCGGGCGGCGGGCCGUACGCUCUUGCGUGCGCGCAUGCGUUGCCGAGGGAUAUGGUCUCUGCUGUUGGAUUGUUCGCGAGCGGUCCGCCGUGGGCAGCAGGGAGACAGCACAUGUCGCGCGGGCGGAGAAUGCUCGCGUUCGCGGCGACGUACUUCCCUGCGGUCGUGCGCGCGGUCAGCGGUGUCGUUGUGGGAAUGGCGCGGUGGAUCGUGAAUAGUGGGCCUGUGGCGCGGAGGAUAGAUCAGUGGAUCGAGAGUUUGGACGCGAAGAAGAAGAAGGACGAUGAUCGGAGGGAUGGAGAAGAGGAAGAAGAGCUCACGAUCCCGCAACGGCGCCAACGCCUCUUGCGAAUGGCAUUCGAAGCCUUCGUCCAAGGCCCGCGCGGCUUUGUACACGAAACGCAACUCCUUGUCUCUCCCUCCUGGGGCUUCAACUUCGAAGAUGUCACGUAUGACAACGUGCAGGUGUGGCACGGUGCCAAGGACACGUUCGCGCCGGCGGUGAUGAUUAGGUGGAUGGUUGAGAGGUUGCCGCAUGUUCAGUAUAAGGAGUAUGAGACCGACAACCAUGUCAGUUUGGGCGAUCAUUUCGAAGAGGUGUUUGGGGAGCUUGUGCCGGAGGAGGUGCUGGAGAAGCAUCGUGCGGGCGUCAGGGAACGGGAUGCUUUCGCUCAGUCUAGUAGUUAA